Aspergillus japonicus CBS 114.51 is the source of this 1419-nucleotide messenger RNA. RefSeq names its product DUF3433 domain-containing protein. The transcript is spliced from 3 exons. Lineage: Eukaryota; Fungi; Ascomycota; Eurotiomycetes; Eurotiales; Aspergillaceae. Bases 1 to 1236 code for a protein of 411 amino acids. The record is from RefSeq and is a predicted model, not a curated record.
AUGGCCUACUACAAGGGCCCCGGCGGGAUGCUGCGGAACCUUUGGAGUGCAGCAUAUCUGUGGACUACCUUGCCCAAUGCCUUUUUCACGCUGUCCCGGGACCUCCGGGCCUCGGUGGUAGAUGCAGCGUCCAAGCAACAACCGUAUGGUGAAUUACGCAAGGGCAACACACUGAAGAACUCCUUACUGCUCGAUUACAGCAGUAAACCCUUCCUUUGGUCGUGGUACUCGGCUAUCCAGAACAAGCACUACAGCUUGGGGGUCAUCAUGCUUCUCUACCUUGUCUCGAACAUAACUGUGGUGCCUCUUUCUGCGCAUCUGCUCACCGCAACCCCAGUCAUCAACAAUUCCACCAACACCCUCAAACCCCUACAAUUAUGGGACGACUUGGACCUUGAUGACUCGCUGAACUGGAAUGAGAUUGUCGACGAGGUAUUUGCCAUGCUUAUCUUCAAGGCGCCACCAUCAGCAUGGACAAAUUUGCACUAUGCAUUUCGGCCAUAUGGGGCCGACAACGGCCAGGUGCCUAACAAAUACAACAGCUCGAUUAUUUACUUCCAAGACCAUCCCAGCCAGGCCGUCGAGUUUCGGCCCGCUACUUGGGACCGUUUCGAGCAAAACCUGACUAGCAUAUCAUUCAGAGAUCCCACUGGUGCUUUGUCCGUGGAUGGGUUCUCCUAUCUCAUCAACAGGCAUGUUCUUGAAGCAAACACCUUGAACCCUUAUGCCAACAAGGACCAAAUAUUGUUAUCUACGGAACGAGUUUUCGAGGCCAUUUAUGCUGUAGCGAACGACGGACUGGGGUUCCCUCGCUCGGUGGUGGAAAACGAUGAGCCGCCCUCAAUCCAGGGAAUCGUCUCUACCCCAGAUACGCGGCUGUUCGUGGUCCCUGAGACGGCGUAUUACAUCAUUGUGAUAUUGUCCUUCAUUGCUGUAUGCAACAUUGUUUUGUAUUAUUAUCACCGGCGUCACCGGUCGGUAUUAUGGGAAGAGCCCGUCGGGCUGCUGGGGGCCGCGGAAUUACUCUACGAGGGAAAUACGAGCAGAUUCAUUGCCCGGGUCAGGAGACACCAUCCGGCUGCCACCCGGAUCGUGAAGCUCGCCCUCAAUGACCCCGCCUAUGCCUUGUAUACGGCUGCAGUGGAUGAGAGGGGGAAGCUGAUGGUUUCUGCGUCUGGUCGAGAUCUGGAUGAUAUGAUGUGGGAUUACAAGCCUGCUUCAGGAUACUCUGUGUGAAUUGGUUACCGGUGCUCCAGGUGAUUCAAGCAACAAAUAGGAGCUAGUCUGGAGGAUUGGGAUUGAUAAGAGUACGAUAAGUUGAGUGGACAGUCCUACCAGCUUCUGCCUGGAUUGGUCGAGGAUAGAUAGGACAAUGAUUUCGCUUAGUGAGUCCAGAUAGUCUACUCUUGCCCUCAAGGC